CUACAUAAACCUAACUUGUUAAUCAAACUCUCAUCUGGUGACUGCGACAAUGGGAGCUGUUUGGGCCUUUUCCAGUUUUGUGCUGGCUCUUGUGCUAGCCAAAGGCACUUGUUUACCAAUUGGUGAAGCAAGCCAAAGACAUGAUGACGAACUGCAGAGGAGACAAAAUGACCUGUCUGCCAAUGAUAUUUCUAUGCAGAAGGCCCUUCAAUUUCUCCAGUCAAUGGAGCCCAUGUUGGAUCAGAAAGCUAAAGAAGUUCAACUGGACACCAAUGAAGUGGAAGCUGAAGCAUUGGUAAGCCAUGUGAAGAUUGUACAACAGAACCUUCCCCAUGCACAGAACCAGACGGCAAGCGACCAUGUUACAGCCUGCAACAAAGUUCCCCACCCACAGAACGCAUCGGCCAUGGAGGACCUGUCCCACCCACAGAACGCGUCGGCCAUGCAGGACCUGUCCCACCCACAGAACGUGUCGGCCAUGCAGGACCUGUCCCACCCACAGAACGCGUCGGCCAUGGAGGACCUGUCCCACCCACAGAACGCGUCGGCCAUGCAGGACCUGUCCCACCCACAGAACGCGUCGGCCAUGGAGGACCUGUCCCACCCACAGAACGCGUCGGCCAUGCAGGACCUGUCCCACCCACAGAACGCGUCUGCCAUGCAGGACCUGUCCCACCCACAGAACGCGUCUGCCAUGCAGGACCUGUCCCACCCACAGAACGCGUCUGCCAUGCAGGACCUGUCCCACCCACAGAACGCGUCGGCCAUGGAGGACCUGUCCCACCCACAGAACGCGUCGGCCAUGGAGGACCUGUCCCACCCACAGAACGCGUCUGCCAUGCAGGACCUGUCCCACCCACAGAACGCGUCUGCCAUGCAGGACCUGUCCCACCCACAGAACGCGUCUGCCAUGCAGGACCUGUCCCACCCACAGAACGCGUCUGCCAUGCAGGACCUGUCCCACCCACAGAACAACGCGUCUGCCAUGCAGGACCUGUCCCACCCACAGAACGCGUCUGCCAUGCAGGACCUGUCCCACCCACAGAACGCGUCUGCCAUGCAGGACCUGUCCCACCCACAGAACGCGUCUGCCAUGCAGGACCUGUCCCACCCACAGAACGCGUCUGCCAUGCAGGACCUGUCCCACCCACAGAACGCGUCUGCCAUGCAGGACCUGUCCCACCCACAGAACGCGUCUGCCAUGCAGGACCUGUCCCACCCACAGAACGCCCAAUGA
Amphiprion ocellaris (clown anemonefish) is the source of this 1237-nucleotide messenger RNA. Its product is annotated as protein FAM222B-like. Bases 50 to 1237 code for a protein of 395 amino acids. NCBI's taxonomy places the organism in Eukaryota, Metazoa, Chordata, Actinopteri, Pomacentridae. The record is from RefSeq and is a predicted model, not a curated record. The transcript has 6 exons.